Ochotona curzoniae (black-lipped pika) is the source of this 1056-nucleotide messenger RNA. RefSeq names its product neurobeachin-like. Bases 100 to 1056 code for a protein of 318 amino acids. The transcript is spliced from 6 exons. Lineage: Eukaryota; Metazoa; Chordata; Mammalia; Lagomorpha; Ochotonidae. The record is from RefSeq and is a predicted model, not a curated record.
CUGGUGGAUGCGAGGGCUCCGAGGCGACGGCCGGGGGGCGGGGGCCGAGGCAGGUAUAACGGUACCGGCGGAGGCAGCGGCUCCUCAGGAGGGGCGCCAAUGGCGAGCGAGAAGCCGGGCCCGGGGCUCGAGCCUCAGCCCGUGGGGCUCAUCGCCGUCGGGGCCGGCAGCAGCAGCAGCGGCAGCGGCAGCGGCGGAGGUGGCGGUGGUGGUGGCGGCGGCGGCGGGGGCAGCAGUGGCAGCGGUGGCAGCAGUGGCGGCGGGGCCGGUGGGAUGGGAGAGCUGAGGGGGUCGUCCGGCUCCGGCUCGGUGGUGCUCCCCGCGGGGAUGAUUAACCCUUCGGUGCCGAUCCGCAACAUCCGGAUGAAAUUCGCAGUGUUGAUUGGACUCAUACAGGUCGGAGAGGUCAGCAACAGGGACAUCGUGGAGACGGUGCUUAACCUGCUGGUUGGUGGAGAAUUUGACUUGGAGAUGAAUUUUAUUAUCCAGGAUGCUGAAAGUAUAACAUGCAUGACAGAACUUUUGGAGCACUGUGAUGUAACAUGUCAAGCAGAAAUAUGGAGCAUGUUUACAGCCAUUCUACGAAAAAGUGUUCGAAAUUUACAGACUAGCACAGAAGUCGGGCUAAUUGAACAAGUAUUGCUGAAAAUGAGUGCUGUAGAUGACAUGAUAGCAGAUCUUCUAGUUGAUAUGUUGGGGGUUCUUGCCAGCUACAGCAUCACUGUCAAGGAAUUGAAGCUUCUGUUCAGCAUGCUUCGAGGAGAAAGUGGAAUCUGGCCAAGACAUGCAGUAAAAUUACUGUCAGUUCUUAAUCAGAUGCCACAAAGACAUGGUCCUGAUACUUUUUUCAAUUUCCCUGGUUGUAGUGCUGCGGCAAUUGCAUUGCCUCCUAUUGCAAAGUGGCCUUAUCAGAAUGGCUUCACCCUAAAUACUUGGUUUCGUAUGGAUCCAUUAAAUAACAUUAAUGUUGAUAAGGAUAAACCUUAUCUUUAUUGUCUACUUCAGUUUUAUGAGCACAACAGGCACUUACAUACUUUUAAAAAUAGUAAUCAGUGA